AUGUGGUUGGUUGCAAAAAACAGUUCCCUGCUGUCACCUGAUCUGACACUGAUCCUUUUGCCUAUUUCCUUAAGAAAUUUAAGGGUGUUGGGGUCCAUCGGGCCGAGAACCUCGAUGCAUAUUGGCAAGAAUUCCAUCGAGGGGAGGGCAUUCCCAUAUUUUUUCAUUUUCUCGUCCGCUGCCCUGGCCGCGGCCAAACCGCAUUCUUUACUUGUCAGGUUUACGUAUCGUUCGGCGAGGGUGCCAGGGACCGUAACAUCCCACGCCAAACACCUGCCGGCUCUCCAAGGUAUUAACGUGCAUCCGUCCGGUCGCCUACCAUCAUGCGCAGAAAUGCCGGAUGGUUCCUUGAGAACCGGGAUUGAAGCCUUGGAGAAGAGCCGACAAAUGCAUAUUAUAGAGUGCGCUGGUUCAAUUGCUGAUGGGGAGGCAUUCAAAAUUCAUGAACUGUUGGAGGAGAAGAUGGGCUGA
Messenger RNA from Helobdella robusta, 471 nucleotides. RefSeq lists its product as hypothetical. The record is from RefSeq and is a predicted model, not a curated record. Bases 1 to 471 code for a protein of 156 amino acids. The transcript has 2 exons. NCBI's taxonomy places the organism in Eukaryota, Metazoa, Annelida, Clitellata, Rhynchobdellida, Glossiphoniidae.